Leishmania major strain Friedlin is the source of this 1476-nucleotide messenger RNA. RefSeq lists its product as hypothetical. The transcript has a single exon. Lineage: Eukaryota; Euglenozoa; Kinetoplastea; Trypanosomatida; Trypanosomatidae. Bases 1 to 1476 code for a protein of 491 amino acids. The record is from RefSeq and is a predicted model, not a curated record.
AUGGGAGGCGUGGCUGUCGCCGCCGCCACCGCCGGAAGCGUUGUCGACGGCAAUGGUCAGGCGCAGCAAGCGGCAAGUCUGUUUUUACGUGAUGUGAAGCAUGUUCUUCGCUGGCACGCAGUGGCGGCGGGUAUGGCACUGGCAGCCAUACCGGUUGUGUACCAGGUGGCCCGAAUGGUAGCGCACCGGUACCGGGGGGAGCUGGUAAACCUAGCGAAGGACGCGGUGCAGCGGGAGGAGCUCUUUAACGGAGCGGAGGCGGACGGCGUGCUGAUCGAUCCCGCGGAGGAAGGUGGUGUAUCCAUCUCUUACAAGAGUAAUGCAAAGGACUCGAGGGAGGCAGACGGCGACGCCGACGAUGAUGCGUCGGCGUUGUGGGCAAGGCCGUCACGGUCCUCAUCGCCACAGCCGGCCUCGAUCUUUGCGCUCCGUGUUGGUCGUCGCCACUCGUGGGUGGUGUCGUCGUUUGCGUACGAGGUCCUGGCGGCGCAGCGCGCGCCUAAUGCACAGUUUGUUCGGACCUGCAGCCGGGCCGCUGUGUGUCAGUACGGCGUGGUCGUGCUGCGAGCCGCAACCACGAGCUGCCUCGUCUCUGUCGCGUCCUUUAUCGUCUUGUACGCCGGCUGUCGGUCAGUCGACUAUGCCGUUCCCUUCGGGGCGGCGCCCGCGGUGGAUGGCGCGAAGGAUUUGUCGCCGAGGUCGCUCCUCAGGGCGUUUGCGACGGACUCGCUUUUCACGACCGCGGCGCCCCCAUCGCCAGCCGUGAACUCCACCUACGGCCUUUACAGCUUCGGUGUCUCUGCGGCGGGUGUGUGGUCGCGGCUGUUUCCUCGCUUCGGGGCUGUGCAGACGCUCUGGCAGCGCCUCGCAGGGUUUGCACAGCCGCUGCAUGCAGAGUGGCGCGACGGAUCGGCGACGCUGUCCUCAUCGUUGCCGUUAUCGUCGCAGCACGCGCUGGCGGACAGCGUCUGGGCUUCGCUCUCGCCUCGCGGCUACUUCAUUGUGUCGCUUCUCCCGCGCUUGCCGCCUCGCAUUGCCGCGGGGCUGUCGUGGCUGGUGAGAGACACUUCUACUGCAGUGAUGCGUCGGUUUUAUGCCGCGUCAUCGCCUGUGAGCCCAAAGGCAAAGGCUACAGCACCCACGGCAGCUGCCGCUGCUCCGCCAACACCUUCCACAAGUGCCAGCACAGGUGCCCCGGCUGCUGUCGAUCCCAGCACUCCGGCGUUGUCGAAACGGCGUCGACGCCGUCAGCCGACGCGGCUCAUCGACUCGCCCGUUGUGCAAAUGGCGGCAGUGCUGGUGGGUGACAUAACGUUCGCCGGCAUCGUGUUCCUGGCCACCUCCUACGCAAACAGCAGCAGCCCCAGCGCUGACAGUCCCCGCUGGCCGCUCGUGCUCAACAACGCCAACACGCGGUACGAUAUCUACUGUUGGGCACAGGCCGUCCGCAGCACGUUCAGUGUGUUGGGCAUCUAA